AUGGAACACUCGAGGAUGCAGUAUGGCGGCGGUCGCAGGGGCAUCAACUUAGGCAACAUCAUUGGUGAUCCCUUUGCCCUUGCUACCAUCUCCAUCUCAGCACUCGCCUGGAUCAUCACCUUCAUCUCUUCCAUUGUUGCUCAGGUGCAGACUGCAUUCCCACCCUUCACAUGGUGGACCAUCGUCUAUGAGUUCUUCGUUGUCCUCGGUGUCUUCGUUGUUGUCGCCUCAGACACCAUCCAGACCUACCACGUUGCCGUCGUUGGUUAUUUGGGCGCCGGCAUCGUGCUGACGUCCUCGUCCGUCCACGGCCUGAUCUACUCUUCCAACGGCGCCAAGGAGGCCUCCGCUGCUGGGCUGAUCCUUCUUUCCAUGGUCAUGAUUGUGUGGAUCUUCUAUUUUGGAUCUGCUCCGUCGGCUGUGCCUCGCGCUUACCUCGAUUCUUUCGCUCUCACCAAGGAAUCCACCAUGAACCGCCAGACCAUGAACGGUGGCUACGGAAUUGGCCGACCCGAAACCUCGACGUCUGUCCAACCUCCUCAGAUGUAUACCUCGGCGCAGCUUAACGGCUUUGAGAACCCAUCACCAGUCGCUGGCAUUCCUCAAGGCCCCAACCGCACGUCAACACUAGGCGGCGGUGCCGGUGGCUUUACGUCGUCGGCCACUGGCAAUAAGGGCGCUCCCGGAAACGAGGGAGAGAUCGUGCCCCCGACUGAGUACCCCUAUCGGGCAAAGGCCAUCUACAGCUACGAGGCGAACCCAGACGAUGCGAAUGAGAUUAGUUUCUCCAAGCACGAGAUCCUCGAGGUGUCCGACGUCAGCGGCAGGUGGUGGCAAGCGAGGAAAGAGAACGGCGAGACGGGCAUUGCUCCUAGUAACUACCUGAUCCUAUUAUGA
Molecule: messenger RNA, 897 nt
Organism: Thyridium curvatum
Lineage: Eukaryota; Fungi; Ascomycota; Sordariomycetes; Thyridiales; Thyridiaceae
Exons: 3
Coding region: 1-897 (298 amino acids)
Molecular function (GO): protein binding
Source: RefSeq, a predicted model, not a curated record